This is a messenger RNA of Mauremys mutica (yellowpond turtle), 732 nucleotides long. RefSeq names its product SH3 domain-binding protein 5-like. NCBI's taxonomy places the organism in Eukaryota, Metazoa, Chordata, Testudines, Geoemydidae. Gene Ontology annotation, cellular component: cytoplasm. Bases 1 to 732 code for a protein of 243 amino acids. The transcript is spliced from 4 exons. Gene Ontology annotation, molecular function: protein kinase inhibitor activity. Gene Ontology annotation, biological process: intracellular signal transduction; negative regulation of protein tyrosine kinase activity. The record is from RefSeq and is a predicted model, not a curated record.
AUGCCAAAAUCAAACUCCUGGGCUCAGCAGGAGACGCAGAAGGCAGCACUGCGGUACGAAUGGGCGGUCAGCAUCCACAACGCCGCCCGCGAGAUGGUCUUUGUGGCGGAACAGGGCGUCAUGGCCGACAAGAACCGGCUCGACCCCACCUGGCAGGAGAUGCUCAACCAUGCCACCUGCAAGGUGAAUGAGGCGGAGGAGGAGCGGAUGCAAAGCGAGCGGGAGCACCAGUGCGUCACUCGGCUCUGCCAGCAGGCGGAAGCCAAGGUGCAGAGCCUGCAGAAAUCCCUCAAGCGUGUCAUCGUAAAGAGCAAGCCCGACUUCGAGCUCAAGGCCCAGUUCAACCAGAUCCUCGAGGAGCACAAGGCCAAGGUGACGGGGCUGGAGCAGCGGGUCUCCCAAGCCAAAAGGCGCUACUCGGUGGCGCUUCGUAACCUGGAGCAGAUCAGUGAGCAGAUCCACGCCCGGCGGCUGCAGCGCCUCAUCCAAUGCCGGGCCUUGCCAGUAGGGGCAGAGGCAGGGGCUGGCCUGGGUGCUGAGUGCCCCCCCACGGACACGCUCUCCAUGCUCAGCUUGCAGACCAUUGCCUCCGACCUGCAGAAGUUUGACUCGGUGGAGCAUCUGCUGGGGCUGUCGGACGCCACCAGUCUCAACAGCGAUGAGCUGGAGGAGCAGGAGCAGCGACGGGGCGGACAGAGCCAGUUCAAGCACCACCGCAGCGUCAGCCUCUAA